GUACUAGUGCAAUAUAUUAAUAAAUUUAAGGAAAAUUUCAUAUUCUAUCAAGGGUUGUUGGGUUGCUAUAACAUAAGCUCCAAAGACUCAAUCCCCACACCUUGAGAAAGCUAAGUGAUUACCCUCUGCCAAAGAAGACGAAAAAAAACAACAAAUUCGCUUGACAAUCUUAAGAAAAUGAUUUCGUAUAAUCAGAUUGCAUUAAAAAAACUAGUUUUAUAAAAAAAACUCGCUUACGGAGGGGUUUUAAAUGCGUUCAAUUAAGAUUUUAAUAUGGAUGCUUACGCUGCUUAUUAUCAACAAAGCAGCGCUAGGGGAGCAGCGGCUUACUUUGUUAACCCCCAGUCAGCAGCAACAGCAACAAAUUCAUUAUCAUGCUCCCUGCGACCGCAGCAGGAAGGUAUUCACAAUGGAAUACGGGGAAAUAAGCGAUGGUCCAGCUGGAUUCAACUACACCCAGGAUUCGCACUGUGAAUGGUUGAUAAAGGCCCGGAAUGAUAGUCAAUUCAUUACUUUAACGUUCCAUACAAUGGGAACUGAAUGUUCAUAUGAUUACAUUUAUGUAUACGAUGGUGAUUCCUUUAAUUCAACAUUGCUUGGAAGCUUCAGUGGUCGUACGCAGCCUCAACGGUUGGUGGCGCGAAGUGGAAGUAUGUUGAUUCUUAUGUAUAGCGACACCAACUAUGUUCUAGAUGGGUUCCGGGCCUCUUACUAUAUAUCCAAUUGUCUUAAUAAUUGUCACAGUCAUGGUAAAUGUGUGGGUCACCAGUGUGUGUGCCAUGGCGAAUGGGUGGGCCCAGAUUGUGAGGAUGAAAUUUGCGGUGGGGGAACUAAUAAAUGCGGUGAGACCCAAGGAAAAGGAAAAUGCGUCAAAGGAGUGUGCCAUUGUGAAAACGGCUAUAGCGGUCGUCUAUGUGACCUGCGUGAAAAUCCACCCGGCGGUAACUGGCGAUGGUUAGCCACGGAUGCUGAAGGUAUGACAGCACGUGCAGCACACACCGCCGUUUAUAUUGAAGAGGAAGAUUCGCUAUAUGUUUUUGGAGGCUACGAUUUAAACAAUGUGAUAAGCACGUUACAGAUUUAUCGUUUCCCAACAAGUCAGUGGGUGGAUGAAUGGGAUAUACCUUUACAAAAUCGUCGUCAUUAUUAUCAUCAACCAAAAAUAGAUCACACUUUACUUAAGGCUGUGCUCCAGCACAAAAAUGAAGAAGAAGCCAAACUGUGGGGUCUUAACAGUGAUAUAUCUAUAUUUCGGAACAUUCUCUAUACCUUAGCCGAAACAAAUCCUUCAAAGGAUAUGCAUACUCGACGUAUUCGUAGCUCGCCGCUUUUAACAACAGUUAAUAUCAACUCAACAGAUGAAGAACUUUCAGAAUAUUUAGAAGAUAUUUUAGAAGAAGUUACCGACCACAAACCCCACGGUCGUUAUGGACACGCAGCAACAACAGUACCUGGGGGCUUCGUUAUCUUCGGGGGAAAGCAAGUAAAUGGAAGUUUUUUCAAUGAUUUGUGGUUUUAUAAUCGCAGUGAAAGUGGAGGAAAAUGGAAACAAAUGGCUGUACAAUCGAAAUUGAAAAUACCAGCGAUGGCCAGACAUACUAUAACAUAUGCCGAGGACUAUUUGUAUGUUUUUGGGGGCAGUUUGGAGACUGGAGAAUUCUCGUCAGACAUAUAUCGUAUUCGCUGGCCCAUUACAAAGCAGGAUAGUAAUUCUGAAUCCGAAUGGGAAUUCAUACAUCCUAGGGGUGGCAAGAAACUAGAUGUUCGAUUAGCAGCACAUACAACAGUCUACUAUAAAGCCACUAAUUCUUUAAUUGUCUUUGGUGGUAUUAUGACAAGCCUGGCUCGAUUUUCGAAAUUAUCAGAUCGAAUUUUUGCAUUUCAAUUGGACAAAUUUCAUUGGACUGAGAUAUUGUACCCAAGAACGGCGUUGCGAGAUACGAACAUUCCGCGCGAACGAGCUUUUCAUACCGCGACUGUAAGUGGCAAUUAUAUGAUUGUGUUCGGAGGGUACACCCAUCGCCAUAAUAAAGAUGAAAUUUGCUACGAUAACCAGAUGUAUUGGUAUCAUUUAUCGUGCCACAUAUGGAUAAAUCAAGAAGUAUCUGCUGAAGAAUCGUAUCCCAAGACCCAGGGAGUAUUUGCUCAUGCAGCUGCAUUGAGAAAGAAUAACACUUUGCUUAUUGUUGGUGGUUAUCAUGGCAAUGUCAAUUCUGAUUUAUUUGCAUAUGAACUGCCUCAAGUGUUAAGAGCUAACGGUAUAUUCGGGAAUAAUCCAGAAAUGGCUUGUCGAUACCACACUUCACAUACGGCCUGUCUAUCUAAUCCGGAAUGUGGCUGGUGUUCAGCCGAUAGCAGUUGUUACGGGCGAACUAUUGGCGCCAAUUGCACCAGCAAUUUACAAACGUCUAGAUGUCCGGGCAUAUGUCCAUCUUUGGGCGAUUGCCACUCUUGCCUGGUGCACGGGACUCAGUGGGCUAAAAUAUUGGAGAGCAAUGAUAACUAUCUUUCCGUUGCAAGUAAAUUGGGACUGAACGAGUGUUCGUGGUGUGUUCAAAAUGCAAAAUGUCAUCAUCGUGAUGACAACUACGGUAUAUGUGGCGAAGAUACCCCCUCACACAGCCCUGGAUGGUGGGGAGAGCAGGGCACUGAAAUUCGUCAACCUUCCCACUGCACGCGCAAUGAUCGCAGACCGGGCCUGACUUAUAUAAAAUAUCAUUACCCUGUUAAUUUGACCAUGCCCGAUUUUGUGGCAAUUGUGAAUGCUACAAUGGUGGACUUCUCUUCUCCUACGCCGAUAACGCAGUAUGAACCAAAAGUUGAAGGUGAGAUGUUGGCUCGACUCCUGGGGUUUGUGCGUCCACAAAAACAGUGGGAAGAGGAGCCCACAGAGAUACAAGUGUGCACAAGUUAUUCAAAUGCUGUAUUAAAAGCUGGCUUAGGAAAAGAUUUAAAUUCAUUAAAGGAGUUGACCAAACAGUCGUCCAAUCAAUCGUAUUGCAGUAAUGUUGAAAUACCCAGCACCGAGCAGCCUUUCCUAAUAGAUUUUCAAGCCCGACGUCGAAUUGGUUUAAACAAUAUCUACAAUACGUAUCAGAAGACCAAGAUGGAGCUGCAACAUGUUUACCAUGGAAAUUUGAACGCUUUCACCUUUGAAUAUCUGGAGCCCUACUAUUCGGGAGAGAAUUGUUCGCAAUACACAAAUUGUCUGCAAUGCUUAACAGAUAACGCUUGUGCCUGGUGUUCUUUAAAGUCACAAUGCAUGUCUAAGAUGGUUAACGAAACAGAGGCUUGUGCUGUCACAAAGAAGACAGACUAUAAUUCAACCUACGUAUUGUGGGAGUAUUUAGUUAAUCAGCCUAGCCACUGUGCCAAUUGCUCCAAUUAUGUUUCUUGUGAAGAAUGUGUGGAUUCCAAUUUGUGUGAAUGGUGGGCGGAAGAAGCGCGAUGUGCCCGCUUAGGUAAAUCUGAAAACAGUGUCAAAACAAUAGACCAAUGUCCAGUGCAAUGCAGACUACGUACUAACUGUCAAGAUUGCUUGAAUGAGAGGGGUCGCUGUGUAUGGUGCGAAGCCAGAUCGGCUUGUUUUAGUUUCGCGGUUUAUACUAGUGAAUACCAAUUCGGUAUGUGCCGAGAAUGGCUGGACCAGUCCGUGAGUCCCCAUCAAGUUGAGGGUGACAAUAGUGUACUGCAUUCGAGGUCAUCUGCCCUUAUACCCAUUCAUCAUCAAACAAUGCACAAACAGCAACAGUGUAAGUUAUGCUCCCAAUAUCGCAACUGUACAACGUGCUUGCGCACUCUAAGCUGCGGAUGGUGUUUUGAUCGUGACAAUCCCAUAGAGGGUAAAUGUAUGCACGGCGAUUUCAGUCAACCCUUUGGCAAUUGCUCCCUGGCUCUGAACAGUUCCUAUGUACAUGAUGCAGAAUGGGCCUAUGCACAGUGUCCAGAUGUCGAUGAAUGUGGCUUAGGGUUACACGAUUGCCACAAAGAGGCAAAAUGCACCAACACCCAUGGAUCUUACAGAUGCCACUGCCGUCGUGGAUUCGUGGGCGAUGGCAGACAAAGCUGUACUAGGACCUGUUUCGAAACGUGUGUGCACGGUUAUUGCUCGGAUUCGCCCGAUUACGUAUGCCGAUGUGAGUUGGGCUGGACAGGUGCUGAUUGUUCCAUAAAUUGUGGCUGUCAUAAUCACUCGACGUGUAAUGAGCGUGUGGGUAAGUGCGAUUCUUGUCAAGCGUGGACGGAAGGUGAACGUUGUGAACGAUGUCGUCAAGGCAGCUAUGGCAAUGCCACUUCCGCUUCGGGUUGUACGCCAUGUGAGUGUAACGGUCAUGGGAAUCAAGACUUGGGUAUUUGCAACGUCAAUAAUGGCGAAUGUUAUUGCAAAGAUAAUACAGAGGGUAUCAAAUGUGACAAAUGUUUACAAGGAUUUUAUGGAGACCCCAAAGAUGGAGGUCAAUGUUAUUAUCAGUGUGAGUCUCGUGGCAUGUUGCGAAACAUUGGUAGCAGCGGUAUUGGAUCAUACAAAGCGUACAAAUCCCCUUGGGGCGCCAAACUGGAAGUCAAGGAAUGUUUGUGGAUUUUAGCUCCAAAAACUCUACAUGCCGAGAAGUCAUUAUUGCAAGUUGAAUUCGAGUGGAAUUCUUUGGCCAUGGAUUGUGAUGAAAAUGCUGUUUAUAUAUAUGACAGCCUACCCGAUUUAACAGGUGUGUCCCAACAAAAUCAAUUAAUUUCAGUGAUAUGCAACCCCUACACAUCUUCACAUAUUAUCGAGGCAAGAUCUAGCCAUGUUACGGUUUACUAUAAGCAAGGCGGGGGAUUAAGAAAACAUUUUGGCUUUAACGCCCUGUACACUGUGAAGAAUUGUGUGGUCAAUACCUGUUUGCAUCCACAUAUUUGCGAUGAUCUAAAACGUUGUGUGUGUCCAGCUGGGUAUGUGGGGCCAAAGUGUGAAAUAGAAAUAUGUCCUCGCAAUUGCAACGCAAAAAGGAUGCAGGGAUAUUGCGACACCGAUUAUGGCCGCUGCAUUUGUAACCAAGGAUGGGGCGGAAAAGACUGUGGCACAGCCAUCAAAACGAAUCAAAUAACAGUCACCGAACAGUUCAACACAUUACUUCUCUCAGAAUCUUAUGAACAUCUACGAAAAACUAUACCGCGCUUUGGCCACACCGUUUGUGCUGAUCGCAGAGGAUCAUUGUGGAUGUUUGGGGGAUAUUCGCCUUCGCAUGGUCCACUCAACGAUUUUCGGCAAUUCGAUACGAAGAACGGAACAUGGAUGCAGGUUACAGUAGAAUCAACACCAGAAGAUAAAAUGCCUUUGGGUAGAUAUUUUCAUGCAGCCGAAAUUUAUUUAAAAAAACAGACGAUUUUCAUAUAUGGUGGCAUAACAACUACGGGCAUCUCGGUGUCUCCCAAACCAGAGAUAUUAUCAGACUUUUGGCAGUUUUCAAUACAAAAUCAACGAUGGUCCGAACUGGACUUGACUGGCCAUCGUAUAAAACCUCCGGCAUUGGCAGGUCACACGCUUACCUAUACCCGGAAUAACGAACGAGAAUCUCUAAUCCUGAUCGGUGGAAUGACUUUGAACAAGUCACGGCAGUUGGAAUUGUGGGAAUUCAACUUGGAGACAUUUAGAUGGGAGCAAUUGUUGGCUUUGGGCGUUCGCAUGCCAGUCCUUUAUGGCCAUACUACGGUUUACCAUGGAGAAAAACACAUCAUGUAUGUGUUUGGUGGCUAUUCAACGGAACCUCAAAGCAAACUAUAUGCUCUGCAUUUGCAAAAAAUGACAUGGACCGAACUGCCGCCUUUCAAGGAUCUCAAUCGUCCGGAAUCGUUAUUGCCCAGGGCACGCUAUUUCCAUUCGGCAGUUACUACCGACCAGUACAUGAUAGUAUAUGGUGGACGAAAUUUUCCUUACAACUCCAGCGAUGUGCUAUUAGCUUACGUUUACAACUGCAAUCAGUGGAUUCGGUUGACCGAGGAUGUAAACAUCGUGGGACAAUUACAGACAUCCACAUAUGCCGAAGACAUAUCCAUUGACCAUGAAAGCAACGCCAUUUAUGUUAUUGGUGGUUGGGAUGGAAGUGCAGCGAAAAGUCAUGUCACAAAGAUAACCAUACCCAACGAUAUUUGCCAGUUGUGGAGCGCGGGAAAAUAUUUGUGUCGUCACUACAUGGGUUGUAGUUUCUGCACGGUUUCUGCAAAUUUUGUGACCUCUUCUUUCUGUUAUUCGCAUGACACCCACAGUGGCGUAUGUAAUAAUGGCAACGGUACACUUGUGUAUAACAAUGGCGCCGCUUGCGAUGAUGCCUGGAUGGCUAGACGUAAUUGCUCCAGUUUCACCUCCUGUUCAGCAUGUUUAGCUUCAUGGCCUUCCCACGUAGAGACUACACCAGUGUGUCAAUGGUGCGAUGAAUGUGGUAUUAAAGGUAGAUGUGUCCCGGCCGGGGUGGAUUGUGAACGUCGUACAUGGUGUUCCAAGGAAGUAAGUGUGGGUCUUUUAAACCUUUGCCCUCAACCGCAAUGCCACACCCUGUAUUGUGAAGCCUGCAUACUGAAUGAGAAUUGUGAAUGGGCUCAGAACGAAUUGGGAACAAUUGAAUGCAUUACGAAGGAGUUAGUUGAACAAAAUCAGUACAAAAUUAUAGGCCAAUGCCCUUUGCCUUGCCAUCAUUAUCACAAUUGCUCGACCUGCUUGAAUAACAACGAUAACGAACAGCCCAAAGACUGCAAGUGGUCUACGAUGCUGAAUACAUGUUUGUCUCCCCAGACACAGCCUCUGCUGUGCGCUGGGGGCGUGUGUGGUUUAGUAUUGGAAGCAAACGAAACGGACCAUUGUCCAGAACCCUGUAAUGUUUACACGCAGUGCUCUCAGUGUUUGGAACAUGCCCAUUGUGGUUGGUGUGCUAGAGACGGUUACAACGGAGAUGGCAUUUGUACGGAAGGAUCGCUAGAGAACAAACAGGAAUAUCCAUCUUCCUCGACAUGUGAUUUAAUCUAUUCCUCUUUGCGCAAUGAUUCCAUGUUGAAACCUGCGGACGUUGUUUCCUGGAACUAUGUCAAAUGCCCAGCAGAAAAUGAAUGCAUCAAUGGCCAUCAUCAUUGUCACCCAGAAUCGGAAAAAUGCAUAGAUACGAUAAAUGGCUAUCAUUGCGAAUGUGGCGAAGGCUAUCGUCCGGAAAAUGACACAUGUAUACCAGUGUGUAGCCAGGGAUGUGUUCGUGGCAAUUGUGUCCGGCCAAAUGUGUGCGAUUGCGAUUUUGGGUAUGUUGGUGCCAAUUGCAGCAUACAAUGUUUAUGCAAUGGUCAUUCGGAUUGCAAAGGUCCCAAUUUGCUGGAUGAAUGCAUUAAGUGUCAUAACAACACCAUGGGAGACCAGUGUGAAAAAUGUCAGCCAUUGUUUGUGGGUGAUCCUAGGGAGGGCAGAGCGUGUGUACCGUGCCACGAGUAUUGCAACGGUCAUACGGAUUCAUGCAUAGCACAUGAUUCGGAACCCACAUACUUCAAUAUGACACGAUCCGAAUUGGAGCGAAAUCUUCCACAAGGGCCGCUGGCAAAUGCUACUUGUCUGAGAUGUGCCAACAAUACAGCUGGCGAACGCUGUGACACGUGUAUUGUGGGUUAUUUCCGAGGUUCCGACGAUCAUCACAAGGAGUGUCGCCCAUGCCAAUGUCAUGGGCAUGGUAACGUCUGUGAUCCAGUGACUGGUGAAAAAUGCAACUGUGGUAAUAACACUGAAAGUGAUGCCACAUGUACUGCGGGGGGUGGUAAAAACUCAGCUCACUUAUGUUGGAGUGUCCAAUGCUCGAAAUGUCGUGAUUCGUAUGCCGGAAAUCCAAUAGAUGGUCAUCAGUGUUAUAAACAAAUCACUGUGGAGUCUAGAAUGUGCUUCGACGCAAAACCUAUAGAAGAAUGCAAGGCUAAACCAGCGGCCCUCAAACCCGGACAAACAGUGUUCUUUGUCAUACAACCUCGAUUCAUGAAUGUUGACAUUAGAGUUAUAAUCGAUGUUACUCAAGGUGAAUUAGACGUUUAUAUGUCUCCACAGGAUGACUCUUUCAUUGUAGAGACAAAUGAAACCAGCGGAUAUCAUGACAUUUAUUUAGACAACCGUUACAAUUGGGGACCCAAAAUGAAACGUUCGCACCCACUCAAUGUGGCCCAACCAAAGUAUGAUAACAACACGUCCUUCUCAAAAUUGGUGAUGAACGAUAAGCGUAAUAGUUAUUACGUGCCACAUAUUCAAGACUGCAAAAGCCAUGGUGGUCACAGCUUUUUUGUUAAAGAUCAACAUGCCAAGGAUUUGAGUACCCAUGUUACACUUAACCAUUGCAACACAUUACUGCGAUUAUUCGGACUUAAGAACCGCUUGGUUCUAACACUACCACAGCAUGCUCAUAAUUUGAGUGCCACAAGGUUCUUUAUUGCCUUGCGGGCUAGCUCUGGCCCUGAACCUAGCUACGGUUCGGUCGUUUUUCGUCAAGACCAACUACAUAUCGAUUUGUUUGUAUUCUUUUCGGUAUUUUUCUCGUGCUUCUUCCUGUUUUUGGCUGUGUGUGUGGUCAUAUGGAAAGUCAAACAGACGGCAGAUAUAAGAAGAGCGCGGCGUCAGCAUGUUGUAGAACUUUUGCAUUUAGCCAAACGGCCGUUUGCUUAUGUCUUCUUAGCUGCAAACUCCUUUGAUUUAGAUAGUCCGCACCCGACCACAUCAUCGGCAAUGGCCAACAACAGAGUGGUUCGCAGUGCUACCGGUGCUCGUUCAAAGCACCAGCAUCAAGUGGCAAGUAAUUCGCAAUUACCAGAAGUAUUGUUGAUUGCCAUCGAACCAACAGCCGAUAAUUUGGCAGCAGUUGGGACCGUGUUCGUUAGUCUACCCGGCCGUUAUAAAGCACCCCUGAGCAUGGCCUUGGGCUCAACAUUAAUAUCUUAUCCACCACGAUUGUAUCAGGUGAACAACCGACACUACACCCGGGCGCCCAGAGGAAACUCUGCGCCAGUAAGUGGAGCUGGUGUUGCAGGCCCAGCAGCAAAUGCCGGUGGCGGUGCGGUGGCCGGAGCAGCUAGACAAAAUCGACAAGGUGCCAUAGCGAUUGAUGAUGCGUUACCUGUAUAUAAUCUUAAUUUGUAAUAGACAAUUAACCACGAAAAAAAAACUGCAGCAACAACAAUGGAAUUUAUAAAAGACAAAUACAACAUCCACUCUCCUUACCGAAUGAACAAAUAUCCACGACAAAAAGAAACUUCCGCGAAUACAACAUUAGUCGAAUCUGAUUUUCUCUCUAGUGAAUUGAUGAUAUAAGUUUUCAUGUGUAAGUAUAGAAUAACCGAACCACUUUCGUACAAUAUUAGUUUUUAGUUUUAAGUAAACUGCAGUACAUUGUUACGUACUAUACUAUGUCCAGUGUUCAGUGUUUUUAACAGGACGAACAUUUAUGUAUUUAGUAACUUAGCAGGAGCUCUAGCAUUAUUUACUUCUCUAAGUGUUCCGCAUUUCUUUUACAAUCCCAACGAUGUUGUAUAUGACAUCGAGUAUGAGUACUAACAAAAUUCAAAUGUACUUUAUUUGUAUUAUGACAAUUAAUUCCAGAAAAUUUACUAAAUUUUCACUGUGAGUGAAAUAGGUAAAAAUCCUUCCAGUAGCAUUCCGUUAAAAGUGUUCCCAAGUGAAACCAUUAAAUAUUACAGUCAACUUGCACUACAUUUUUUAUGUGGGUUUUACCACGUUCAAUAACCUGUAUUUUCGGGCUUUUUGAUUUGUCUUGACAAUAUCUGCUCUAGAUAAAAAAAAUGCAUUAGAAUCGUAAACAUUUUAUGAUUUUUGAUAAAUACUCGGAUAAAGGCAACUUUUUCUCAAUCUGAAUAGCAAAUCUGAACAAAGGGAAAUAAUCUGAAGAAGGCUUUAUAUCAGUGAUGGGCACAUUAACACAGCUGAAAAUUCUAAAUUGUGUGUUGUAUGAGGCGCAGUUAAUUCCAAAUGAUCUCACAUAGUUGAUCGUUUGAAGAAGCUUUCAAUGGAGUGACAACGAACCGUUAAUUGGACGAAACGUACCCAGCAGGCCGUGUCGUCAAGACGUCUUAAAAGAAAGUUGCAUGACCAUGUUAAAACGUUGUAGACAUAUAGCCGACAGCUCAUGUUGUCGUUAUUACAUUUUCAUGUGGAGGUGGCGAUCCUCGUCAAGCUCAUGUAGGUGAGCAAGCUCGUUCCGCUCCAAAGGACCGAUCGUUGAGGGAACAAGAUGGCCAUAGGUUUUUAAAGGCGUCAAUAACUCAAAGGCACUCAGUAUUUGUGCAAGAGGCGGUGCCACCCGACCUCUCAGUGAAACUCUCCCCUCGAUACCAUUGAUUGGCCGCGACUGCCGUUGCAGCAACCUCGCAUAGAGCAUUCCACUAUCCGCAACUUGUGGACGCACCUGGUAGCUCGCAGUGAACGCCGCACAGAUCGGACCUUCACGUUCCAGCCUGUGUGGUGCUCACAGCUAUCCCGGGUUCAUACAAAUCCAUGAUGACAUUUUCAUAUAGUUGUCGCAAAAAUCAUGCAUGCCAUUUCAAGCGACAUUUGGAACGAACCUGUCAUCAUGUCUCAUGACGGAUCUGUUACGACAACCUUUAGAGAGCGUCCAUUAUUCGAAGAAAAAAAAAAUAAAUAAAAUUUUAAAGUUUUCAGUAAAAAAUUAUGCUGACUUGUUCAUGCACACGGUUAGGGAAUUCGUCGACUAUCAAAUUGUAUAGCAGACAAUCUGCAAAACACGUCAGCAAACAAAAUUAAAACUGUUGGAUAGAUGCUUACGUUAUACGAGUUGUUGUUGUAGCAGUGUGUUAUACACUGAGGCGGCAGCCCUUGCCGAUGAAGAACUCUAUCGGGUCAAUCCGGUACGCACAACCGGCAGCCAUGGGUUUGACCCUGUACGUGUGAUGUCUGUUGGUGCUGAUCUAUACUUUAUAUGUAGCUAUGUUGUCGCACAGCCGUCAAGAAUCGAAAUCCAUCGAAUCAAAACAUUCAAAAAAAUUUAUUUAUUGACAAGGCUUAAAGCUUUUGUUCAAAGCUUUGUAUUCAAAUUAAUUGAAAUUUAUGCAUAGGAAAAAUUGUAACAUUAUUAUAUUCACCGCUUUAUCUAAAGGCCUACUUUUAUGGAGCUAGAACUUGAAGAUCUAGUCGACAUUUCCGGGCGGCGGUCGGUUUUCUUUGUGGUUGGGACGGCUGCUGGACAUAGUGCUGCCGAAAAAGCGACUUAUGAAUUUAUUCCUACUCCUGUGGAGUAAAUGCUGCCAAAUGUGACGCCAAGUAUUUUUGAACAAUUGCCCACGAACAUUCCAUUAAGGAACAGGCAUUAGACAUCUUGCAUAUCAUUGGGUGCCGCCCGAUUCUACUUUAAGCUGAAUAAUAAGGGACCUCCUUUUAGUGUCCGACUCCGAAUGAAGUGCCACUUAGCGACAUAUGGGUCUAAAAAUAUUUAAAUAUGAACCACAUAUUUUGAUACCUAUGUAUAUUCAUAUACCAAUUUUGGAAUGGUCGUCUUUUGCCAAUAAAACUGAAUAACUUAUGCAAAUCUUCUAUGGUGGGCACAUGACAUAUUUAAACCGGGAGAACCUAACAAAAUUUCUACUUGAUUUUGAUGAAAAAAUAGAAAAUAAUUUCCGUACAUUUUAAAUUGUAAGGAGCGGUACCAUUUUUUUAUUAAAAACAAAUAAAUUCAUGAUUUUUAUCUCUCCCUUUCAGUUGGUUGGGGGAAUUUUUCUCAAGUCUCAUUCGCCCUUUUAUUUCGAUUCAGAAUAGCUAUUUUUUUCCCUAGGAGAUAUUUGCCUUUUUUGAAGUUCAUUUUAGAAUAAGGAAAAGGGGAGUAGUGAAAAAACUCCCAGAAUAGGCGAAAAGGGAAUAAACUCGGAAUAGGACUGAAAAUGGAGAAUAGGAAAUCAUUAUCAGUUUACAAAUUUGUUUUUAAUUCUCCCAUGAUCCUACAAAACAGUUUCAUUUUCUAUCUUUCAUUAAUGGUCGUGCAAAAACUCAAUUACAAUGCUUCCAUAGAGGAGUGAAACUUUGUAUACGGAUGGGGAAGCAUCCGCUUACGCUAGUGCACCGAAAAUGCGCUAGUUUCAGCAUUUACAUUUUUUGCAUCGUAAUAAUCCUUGUGUGAGAAUUAGAAUGUUCUUCAACUACUCUAUUAUUUCCUAGAAGUGCUUACAGUACUUGCAAUUUUAUGAACAUUUUUUUGUGUGAUAAAAUAAAAGCCAAUCCUCCCAAUACUGAAAAUAAUGUAGGAUAAAAUAUUUAUAUAAAAUAUAUAUAUCAAACACCAUUUUGAAAGAGGUAGUUGAACAUUUUCAACUAAUUUCUUAAUUGUUCUAAUAAAAAGUUUGAGUUUGUAAAUAGAAGAUUUGCAUACGUUUUUCAGUUUAAUGGCAAAAGACGACCAUUCUAGAACUGAUAUUUUGAAAAAUUCAAUUUUAAAGCUGUUAGGUGUCAUAACAGAACAUUACAUUUCUGCCGAAUCGAAGAAAAAUUGCGGCUUUCAGGGGCUCAAGUAGUCAAAUCGGGAGAUCGGUUUAUAUGGGAGCUAUAUCCAAAUUUGAACCGAUAUGGUCCAUUUGCAAUCCCCAACGACCUACAUCUACAUAUAAAGUAUCGGUGCACAAUUUCUAGCGGAUAGUCUACGCGUUCGACUCCUGUAGUGAUUUCGACAGACGGACGGACAUGCUACUUCGACUCAGAAUGUCGAGACGAUCAAUAAAUCAAUAUUUCGCGGUGUUACAAACGGUGGUGGAUAUAAAAGGACAUGGACAGAAAAAUCGGUACAAGGAUACAGUAUAGGUCGGUUAAGAUUGUAAAUGACCCCCAUCGGUCCAGGUUUUUAUAUAGCGCCCAAAUACACCGUUCUUGGAAGUUGUUAAUUGCAAAAUUUAAUAGAAAGCCGUUAUUUGUUAAAGUUUGUCUAAAAACUGGGACAUUUGGAACAUUUAGAAAAAAAUUUUAAGGUAGAUGGAAAUCGUGCCUCGUUGGAGCAACUUAAACCUUAUAAUUCUUUAUGAAGUCGGGAUUUUGAGUUGUUUGCAGCUUAUAAAAAGAUCAGUUUAAAAGACCAAUAUUAUAACAGUAUCAGCAAGUGAAAGACCCGAUUUAGAUUUUUAUUUUUUUUUUAUUAAAAGAGUAAUUGAAAUCUUUCGAUUUAUAAUUACAAUUUCGGUGUACAUUGAAGUCAAUUAGUGUUUUCUGUACCAAGCAAACUCUUUCAAUGAGAAAUUUACGAAAAUUUUCUAAUAAAAAUAUAUGGUUGGAACCCUAGUUGACCCUUUUUGAAUGGGUGUCUUUUAAUUGGUAUAAUUUGAUGGAAACUGGACUUGCAAACUACACUUUUCCGUUUCAUAUUCACGUCAAAUAUGUUCCAUUCACAUAAAAUAUGUUCCACUUUAACUUCUUUGGCGCCGAAGGGCUCAAAUAUUAUACCAGUUGAGAUAAUUGAUCAUUUUAUUUUACUUUUUUCCCCCAAAGUGUGUAGACUUCUUUCAUAUCCAUAAUUUUGUCCGUUUUAAGUUUUUAGGUCGUAGCCGAGUUUGAAGAACGUUCCGUAUAGCGACACCUCUUCAUUAAGCAUUAGUGAGGUGUGCACUGACAACAGAGUAUUUUUUACUCGUAGAGUAUGGUUGCCCAUCUUGUGUUAGUUCCAACUUGUAUAAGCUUACUUAACAGAUUUCAAAAAUUCUUGCACAUGCUCAAAGGCCACUGCCAUUAAAUGUGUAACUGCGUCCUCUAUAUUUGUUCUUUGUUUUUUUAUACCCUCCACCAUAGGAUGGGCGUAUACUAAUAUUCGAAAUAUUCGUCUGAGACGCCAUAAAGUAUAUAUAUUCUUGAUCGUCGUGACAUUUUAUGUCGAUCUAGCCAUGUCCGUCCGUUCGUCUGUUUGUCGAAAGCACGCUAACUUCCGAAGAAGUAAAGCUAGUCGCUUGAAAUUUUGCACAAGUACAUCUUAUUAGUGUAGGUCGGUUGGGAUUGUUAAUGGGCCAUAUCAGUCCAUGUUUUGAUAAAGCUGCCCUAUAAACCGAUCUUGGGUCUUGACUUCUUGAGCCUCUAGAGUGCGCAAUUCUUAUCCGAUUGGAAUGAAAUUUUGCACGACGUGUUUCGCUAUGACUUCCAACAAAUGUGCUAAAUUAGGUUCAAAUCGGUCAAUAGCCCAUCUUGCCUUCUUUAGCCAGAAGAGGGCGCAAUUCUUAUCCGAUUUGAAUGAAAUUUUGCACGAAGUAUUUUGUUAUGAUAUCCAACAACUGUGCCCAGUAUGGUUCAAAUCGGUCCAUAACCUGAUAUACCUGUUAUAUAUACCGAUCUGGGAAUUUGACUACUUGAGCUCCUAGAGGGCGCAAUUCCUAUCAGAUUUGGAUGAAAUAUUGACGUAUUUUAUUAUGAUUCAACAACUGUACCAAAUAAGGUUCAAAUCGGUUCAUAACCUGAUAUGGCUGCCAUAUAAACCGAUCUGGGAUCUUGACUUCUUGAGUUUCUAGAGGUCGCAAUUAUUAUUCGAUUUGCCUGAAAUUUUUUACGACAGAUCCUCUCAUGAUCAUCAACAUACGUGUUUAUUAUGGUAAACAUGGUGAUAUAGUUCCCAUAGAAAUCGAUCUCUCUAUUUUACUUCUUGAGAUCCCAAAGGGCGCAAUUCUAAUUCGAAUUGGCUGACAUUUUACACAGGUCUUCAACAUAUAAUUUAACUGUGGUACGAACCGGACCAUAUCUUGAUAUCGCUAUAAUAGCAGAGCAAAUCUUUUAUCCUUUUUUUGCCUAAGAAGAGAUGCCGGGAAAAGAAGUCGACAAAUGCGAUCCAUGGUGGAGGGUAUAUAAGCACGAUUUUACUUGUUUUUUUUUUUAAUUAGAUGGCUACUAAACAUCUCAAUAAAGAAUCUAAUUUAUGAAUAGCUACAUCUAUAACGUCAAUUCAAUAAAAAUAGAAAUCAAUAAUAUGUGGGAGAAAGACAUUUUUUACAAACAUUUAUAAAAAAAAAAACAAAUUAAUCCAUUACAAUAAUAAACCACUAUAGGCCCUAAAAUCUCAAUAUCUAAAACAAUAAUAAUAGUAAUUAUAUAAUUAAAUGUAAGUAGUGGAAAGAAGACUAAUUUCAUGAUGGUUGCAUACAUAUAUCGAACAAAUCUUUCACAAACACACACACACACACAGAAAUAAGAAAAUAAUUUUGUAAAAUGUAUAUAUACUAACAGUUUUUGUUAAAUAAGAACUGAGCCACUUAAUUAAGUAAUUUUUGUUGCUUAAGACAUACACAUGUAUGUACAUAUAUGUUUUGUCACUGUUGAAAUUUGGUUUUAUUAUUUAAUUUGAUUGCAUUUUAAAACCAACUGCAAAUAAGUUACACAUCGUCAAAAGAUGCAUGGAACACUUUAAUAUGCAGCCGACGAUGUAAUAUGUUAAUAUUCCUACAAGCGACACAUUGAUUUAAUGAUGAUUUAUGCGACGCAACAGAGACUUUAGAUCUUUGCAUACCGAAAACGUAGGCAUAGAAUAGUGCACGAUGCACCAUGCCACAGAAAAUAAAAAAGAAGAAGUAGGAACGGAGAGAGACAACUAAACGAAAUUUAGAUUGGAAUUGCAACAAUCUUAAUUAGUAUGUAGGGCGCCCCGGUAGCCGAGUUGGUAGCGUACCUGGAUUACCAGUGCAGGGGUCGUGGGUUGGAUUCCCUCCAGAAGCCUUGGUCUGUCGCUACUGUGGUAUCACAAUGGACUUGAAAUUGUCUAAGUGAGUCUGUAAAGGACUGCCACUCUUACCUAACCCAAUCUUACCUAAUUAGUAUGUGGAUUGAAAAUCUAUCCACAAAUACCUUCGCAAAUCACCAAAUAUAAGCAAACAAAAGCAUUUUUUGGUGUGGGUUUUAAGAAUCCAAGAGUUUUAACAUUGGAGAGUAAAUGAGCCUUUUGAAGCCCAAACAACAUUUGGUAACCUAUUCUAAAUUUCGUAGAGAUAUCUCCAUGCGUUGGGAAAUGAAGUGAUUCAUUUUCACUUUUAUGGUUUACAAAUUUAGAAAAUUUGGUUUGUGACAUGCGAUAGCAUAAAACUGCACCUCUUCAGAAUUUCUUUUAGUUGCGUACAUUUCUUUAAUUAUUCACCGCUUGAAAGAACUCCUACCAGAACGAAAGUUAUGAACUUUUCACCGUUGUAUAAAGAUUCUGCCCACUGUGCAAUGUAGUUUGAAGGCCCAUUAGUUUGCAGUAGAUGUUAAAAAACAGUCAACUGUUUUCCUUCCAUAAAAUCAGCUGAUAAUAAUGAAAUGGCUAACGAAAUGUGCUCGGAAUUUUCAGUGGUUUUAAAGUGGUCAUUACAGCAUUUGCAUACAUCAAUUGGUUGCAGUACCUGAUGUAAAAAUGGCAAAGCAGAAUAUAAGCUUACACUGGAGUAAAAAUCUAUAGAUUUCAAACCUUAAAUAUUUCAAUUAACAUUUACACUCUGUCCAAAAACUCUUUCCACGUGUUUCAAUUCUCCUAAUAAUUGAAUUAAAAAUGUAUCCCAACCCUUUUGGAAAAAGUAUGAAAUUGAUCAUUGACAGCAUAAGUGAGGGUAUAACAAACGAUGACAACUUUUCUUCUAAUGUUUUUGUCAGAAUUCUCAACUAGAAUGUCAUUGACGGAAACGCUAGGUUAGGUUAGGUUGAAAAAAGGGUGCAGAUAUUAAACCGCCCCAUGCCACUAUGGACAUACACCUAAGCCAGUAAUCGGUUUGUUGUGCGCUCUAAAAACUAUAAAGUAACCUCUAAAAAAAGAAAAUUUUAAGUUAGGAAUUCCGUGCUACUUACAAAAUUCUUAUUGUUUUCAAUACCACUCCCCUAAGUUGGUUCAUGUCGGAUAUUGUAUCUCCACCUAAGUGCCAGUAUCUGUUGGAUGCGAAAGCCGGACAAUGACAAAGGAAAUGCCCCAACGUCUCAUCUUCCCCGCAUGCCCUACACAUGCUAUCAUUUGCCGCACCGAUUUUACAUAAAUGAGCUCGUAGUCCUAUGUCUCCCGUUAUGAUACCUAUAGUCUUUUCACGAUCUGGAUCCCCCCAUAGGAUUUUCGCCGUCCUACCGACCGUUUAGCUGUUCCACAAUGUUGCAUGCGCAUUCGUCGCCCACUCCCUUAACUCGGACUGCGUCGACCCGAAAAGCUUCGGGUUAACCAAGUUUAUUGACGGCAGUCCUCUGACUUUCACCGCCAAAUCGUCUGCUCUUUCAUUUCCCCUUACUCCCGGCACCCAAACGAUGCGGAUUUUGCCAUCCUCAGAGAAGGCAUUAAUCUCCUUACACUGCAAGACUGUUCGUGACCUUACCGUCCUAGUUGUUAUUGCCCUUAUGCCAAUUUUACUGUCGGUAAAGAUUUUCACACUCGACGUCCUCGCGUUAUCACGCAUUCCGUGAUCGCCCGGAUCUCCGCCUGCAAGACCGUAUUAUGGUUUUAUUCCUUUUUUAAUUGGCUAUGAUAGAAUAUUUGUUCCACUAGCCGAACGUAGAAUAGCGUUCCAAGCGCCUCGAUCUUCUGCGCUCACCACCAAGUUUCGAUCUUUCCAUCCGGCUUUUGGUCUUCCCGAUUUGCGUGUACCACUGUGUUUGCCUUCAAAAGACUUAUUUGCUGGAGCUUCUUCAUCCAUUCUGACAACAUGACCUAGCCAACGCAGCCGUUGUAUUUUGAUGCGUGUAACUAUGCUAUCGUCGCCAUACAGCUCGUGGUUCAUAAUUCGCCUAUAUUCUCCGUUAACGCCAACUGGUCCACAUAUUUUGCGAAGAAUCUUUCUCUCAAGUACCCCAAGCACUGCCUCAUCUGCUUUCACCCAUGUACCAGUACCCAUGCUUCAGAACCAUAUAACAGCACGUGUAGUAUCAGUGUCUUGUAUAGUGUAAUCUUCAUCUGUCGAGAGGUGGCCUUGUUUCUAAACUGCUUACUUAGUCCAAAGUAGCAUCUGUUUGCCAAUAUUAUUUUUCGCUUAAUCUCAAAACUGGAGUCAUUCGUUUCGGUUACGGCGGUGCCGAGGUAGAUAAAAUUACUGACUGUCUCAAAGUUGUGGUUCCCAACUUUUUCCAUUUUCUUUAUCUGCUCGGUUGUGCAAGGCCGUAUUAUGGUCAGGCAGUCUAAAACAGAUCUCAGUCCUUGGGUUCUAAAUGUGACCCCCCAGACUGCCUUUGUCCUCUAGCUUUGAUCCAUCCGUGUAACAUGAUCUUCCAGAUGGCAAUGGCGGAAACGCUAAGCUAUGCGCCAUUUUAACCAGAUUGUGAAUUUUCUUUCCAUCACUAUGCCGUCCGGGAGGGUUUAACGUUUACACCUUUCGUUUUUCCUUUAAAAGUGGAAUGACAAGCACAAAACAAAUAAGCUAUAUUGCCCUUAAAAAAUGCAGCCUGAAGAAGGGUUUAACGCCUACGCCUUUCGUUUUCGUUUAAAAGUGAAAGAACUUUGCUUAAAUCCUUCAAGCACAAAACAAAUAAUACGAUAUACUUCGAUGAGCUGAAGGGCGGUGGAAGCGUUAAUUUUUGUUUAACGACUGGGGAAUGUGGCUAUAAGACUAUUACCAAAUCCAGCACACAAUUAUCAAUGCCCUUAAAAUAUGCAGCCUUGGCUUGAAAGCAGUCACGAAACUGUGUUAUUUUGUUUACAUAUUAGAGAUAUUAUCAAUUCAUGCACUGGUGAUGUAUGCAUUUGUCUAUGACAACUUAGAGCAUACGAUUUUAUUUUGAACUUAUAUAUGUAUAUACAUGAUUUUUAUAUUUUUAUCCGUCUGCACUCUCUAUUUAUUUUUCUGCAAUUUUGGCGGCAUCUUUGUAUAUUAUAACUUAAGCAAUAUCUCAAAUUGAUUUUUGAUUUGAAGCAUACCUGUGUAUAAUUUUGUAUUUAGUUAUUAUUAAAUAAUGAAAACAUAUCUGUAAUCUUAAAACUCUUCACUCUGUAUCUCUAUUUUUUUUCCGUACCAUUAGCAAUGUCUAAAUGAGAAAUUGUUUUAUUACUGGGUGUUGCGAACACGUUGGUCAACUAAAUGACCUAAAUCGCAACACCAAAUGAGCUACCAAUUGAUAUUAAUCUAUGUGCGUAUGGUUUAUUUGGAACUAGUGACAGCAAGUUUUGUUAUGAAAUGCAAUCCUAUAGCAUGUCAUAGGAUGGGAAAGGUUUAUUGCCUGUCACUUCAUAGCAAGCAUCUAUACUAUCUGUCUUCUAAGAAUCUCAUUUAUUUUUAUUCUAUAUAUUUCGAUAUUAAGUUAUUUGGUGUUUUGU
This is a messenger RNA of Stomoxys calcitrans (stable fly), 19217 nucleotides long. It is a transcript of the gene Megf8, whose product is annotated as multiple epidermal growth factor-like domains protein 8. Bases 251 to 9127 code for a protein of 2958 amino acids. The transcript has 6 exons. Gene Ontology annotation, molecular function: protein binding; calcium ion binding. The record is from RefSeq and is a predicted model, not a curated record. Lineage: Eukaryota; Metazoa; Arthropoda; Insecta; Diptera; Muscidae.